Molecule: messenger RNA, 1012 nt
Organism: Phoenix dactylifera (date palm)
Lineage: Eukaryota; Viridiplantae; Streptophyta; Magnoliopsida; Arecales; Arecaceae
Source: RefSeq, a predicted model, not a curated record
AAACCCCCAGUCCUUCCUUCUUGGCACGUGUCAACGUCGUGCGAGCCGUUUCGCCCACUCCAAAUGCGAAGAUGCCUCAGAAUAUUCCCUUCCAGACGACGACCAAGGGAUAAACAGCUCCCCCUCCCGAAUUUUCUUAGACAAUUAUCGCACUCUAAAUCCUCCAAAAUCUUGUCUUUAGUACUUUCAGCAGGCUAGGGUUCUUGUGAUCGAUGGAAGAAGAAUUGUUAGUCCAAGUUUUCAAAGUGCAGGGAAGAGACAAGCUUGGCAGGAAACUUCUCCGCAUCGUCGGCAAGCUUUUCCCAGCCAAGAUAGGAGAGCAGGCAGUGAAGAGGUACCUGGAGGGGAGGAUAUUUCCAGAGUUGGGCAGUAAACCCUUCUGUGUCGUCUAUUUCCACACCGACGUCCGGCGAUCGGAGAACUUCCCCGGCAUCUCCACCAUCCGGUUUAUAUACGAGGCUAUCCCCGCCGCUAUCCGGGAUAACCUCGAGGCCGUCUAUUUCGUCCACCCCGGCCUUCGCUCCCGACUCUUCCUCGCCGCCUUCGGCCGGUUCCUCUUCAGUUCCGAGUUAUAUGGGAAGGUGAGGUACGUGAGCCGGGUGGAGUACCUGUGGAAGCGAAUGAGGAGGGAAGAGAUGGAGGUGCCGGCAUUCGUGCAGGAGCAUGAUGUAGAGCUGGAGGACCGUCCGCUGAUGGAUUACGGGCUGGAGAGAGGUCGUCACUGCGGCAGCUUGUAUGAUGCUCCCGCCAUGGACGUAUCCGCGCGGUCCAUGUACUCCCUCCGGUGUAUUUCAUAGAGGAAUCACCAGGGUACGUGUUCUCUACAUGGAGGUGUUCAUGCUGCUGCUAGUUUUAAGCUUCUGCUGCAGUCCAUGUACUGCAUACUGUUCAUAUGUUGUGAUGUAUGAUGCAAGAAUAACUCAACAGUUUCUGGAAUGAGAUUGUUUGGACUCUAACAUGUAAUAAUAAAAAGUAAAUAAAUAAAAUAUAUGCUGUUCUCAGUGUUCUGGCU